Cylindrotheca closterium is the source of this 1533-nucleotide messenger RNA. The record is from the annotation of a GenBank genome assembly. NCBI's taxonomy places the organism in Eukaryota, Bacillariophyta, Bacillariophyceae, Bacillariales, Bacillariaceae.
AUGUCAGAAAAUCAUUCAGAAGACAGCAAUGGGGAAGGAGAGAAAGCAAAAUUGAAUAAUAUUCGUACCGAGCUAUGGCUGUUCCUGCAACUUGCCAUUCCAACGACCAUUUUGAAUCUUGGAUUCAUUGUGAGUCCACUACUGACAGCCUCCCAUAUUGGCAGAACGUUUGAGCCCGCCUUUCUCAGUGGUUUCACAUUGGCGAAUCUUACUGGAAACCUUUGCACUUUCAGUCUCAUGUCGGGUCUCUUUGGCGCCGCGGACACGUUGGGGCCACAAGCCUUUGGUGCGGGGAAAAAGAAGGAAGUUGGUUUGAUUGCACUGAGGGGAUUUGCUUGUGCAAUCUGCCUGCUGCUUCCGAUCAGUCUCAUUUUGGUAUUCUAUAUCAAAGAUAUUCUGAUAGCGCUGGGGCAAGAUGAGGAAGCUUCUAAGCAUGCUUCUGAAUGGUAUCGAAUAUAUGUCUUGUCGUUCCCAUUCAACAUUACGUACAUGGCAAUUUGGAAAUUUCUAUCGGCACAACACGUUAUGAAACCGUUGAUUAUGGCGUCGAUACCAUCCUGCGCUGUUGUUCUUCCUCUCGCUUUGGAUGUAUUGACCGAAUCAUUUGGCUUUGUGGGAUCAGCGCUCGCCUAUGUCGUAUUUCAAGCCUUCCAAGCUCUGUUUUUGAUUGUAUACCUCUGGUGGAAGAAACCAUACGAGGACGGCACUUGGCCUGGAAUAGAAUGUUGGCGCGAAGCGAUCUUUCAAUACAAACCGAUGAAGGAAUACAUUCAUCUCGGUAUUGGUGGAAUGUUUGCGCAAAGUGAAUGGAUUUUCUGGGAGGCACUUGGUCUUAUCAUUGGAUUGCUGGGUGUAGUGCCCCUGUCCGUCCAUACCAUUCCGAAUCAAGUCACAAUGUUACUGUGCUUGGCUCCAUUCAGUGCAGGAACAGCGCUGACGAUACGAAUGGGCAGUACUUUACCAAUCGAUGUCUCACAUGCCAAGAGAAUAGCAGUGGUCUGUGUUCUUCUGACGGUGGCAGUUUUCUCUGUGGUGAAUUUUGUGGCGUACAUUUCUUCGGACUGGAUCAUUGGGCUGUUUACAAAUGAUGAAGAUGUAACGGAAUUGGCAAAUGCUAUUUGGUGGAAGGUCUGCAUUUUCAACGUUAGCGUUGCAACGUUUGGAGCUCUCACUGGCGUCGCCAACGGGUUGGGGAUGCAGUGGACACUUGCUGGAGUGAACAUCUUUUGGCUAUGGGUUGUCGGAUUGCCGGCAAUCUACUACAUGGCCUAUGUGAGGGAGGGUGGAGUCGAGUCCGCCUGGAGUUGGAUCAAUUAUCCGUAUGUGGGCAUGAAUUCCUGUUUGAUUGCAGCCUAUGCCAUGACGAAUUGGUACCAAAUCGCUGACAAAAUUCAAAAAGAGGAGGUGAUGCAUCCGCCGGUAUAUCUUGGCCAUAUGAUGGAAAACUUCGAAAGGGCUCCCCUAAUUAACUCCACGAAUGAGAAUACGAAGAGUAAACAAUAUGGCUCGGACUUUCAGGAGCAAGGAAUUUGA